CCUCCCGGAAGCUCCGCCCCGGCCUUCUCAGCCACUUCCCUCCCUUCCGGCCCGCCCCCGAGGGGAAGAGGAAGCGGCAGCAGGCGGCAGGCCGGCAGGUGAGAAAGAAUUCACUGGACAACCCCUCGUGGUCAACUAUAAAUGAUAAUCCCACCAUGGAUGAGGAGCCGAGAGGCAGUGAGCUGUCUUCAGGAAUGCCCCCAGCCUCUCUGAGACGUGCUCCCCGCAAGCGAGGGAGUGGGAACGCAGGGUCUGCCAGACAGACCCCAGUGAGGAAGAAGAAGAAGGCGGCCCGCAAAGCCCCUCGGAGAACUGCCCCUCAUUACCUUGUGCACGAGACGGACAACGAUAUGCUUCUGAUAAUCUCCAACGUGGAGGAGAUAGGGCAGCGGUCACUCCGUAAAGUGCCCAAGAAGAAAGGGAGACAGACGCAGCAGCAGCAGAAGAGGCUGAAGAAGCAGGCAGCACCCAGAAGGAGACGAGUGGAAGGAGAGACUCUAGCAGACCAGCAGGUGACUGCUAGAGAUCUAGGAGAAGAUGGGAAGGCUUCCCCCCUCAGCAUCCGGCCAGCUACUGGAGGUUCCUGGGGCGAGCACCUCCCGGUUGAGAUCCUGGUCCAGAUAUUCCAUUAUGUUGUGGAACUGGAAGGCUCAGUGCCUUUCCUCUGCAGGGUGGCCCGUGUGUGCCGACUCUGGUAUGGAGCAGCUUCCAGCCCUGUGCUUUGGCAUAAAGUGUCCAUUGGCCAUUGCUGGGUAGCACCAGGCCAAAAACGUUCUGUUCUAGAGAAGAAAGUCCUUGACACAAUGGACUGGCUAGUUACCAACAGAUUAUCUCACCUCCGAGACUUCACUCUCUGCCACUGGAAAAGCCAUGUGCCUUUCGUCCUGAAGGCAAUUGGCAAAUCCUGCUCCCUCCUUACGUCUCUCAAGCUGUCCCAUUGCAGUGGGGUGACCACUGAGUCUCUGUGCACACUGGCUGGAUGUUGCCCACAACUGGAGAGUCUGAAUUUGCAGAAUUCUCAGGUUGACCCUUCGGCUGUAGUCAAGUUCCUGGAAGCUGCUGGCUCUCGGAUCCGGCACUUGUGGUUAACGUACAGCAGCCGAAUGAGCUCCAUUAUUUCUGUGCUUUUGAAUGGCAGCUGCCCAGAACUUCAGCUCCUAGAGGUGAACACGGAGAUCGAGCAAAGUACUCAAAACUUCCAGCUGCCAAUUGAACAGCUCCAAGUAGCUUGCCCACAACUGCAGGUGUUGCGCUUGCUCAAUCUCUUCUGUUACUCAAAGCCUGUGCCCUGCUCAGUCCCACACUCCCCAGGCUUCCCGCAGCUGGAGGAGCUGUGCCUGGCCACAACCUCUUUUUCCUUCGUUGAUGACAGCAUGCUGAAACGGAUCCUGUGCACUUCAAGCCGACUCCGUGUGCUCGACCUGCGUGGCUGCUUCCGUGUGACACCUAAGGGAUUGGAGCUGCUGCCCUGCCCAGACCUAGAGCAACUCUAUCUGGGCCUAUACUGCAGUGACAACCAUCUGCACCUGCCCCUCCAAGGCAGCCCCCUCAUCACCUGGAAGUGGAACCAUAGCUUACGAGAGCUGGAUUUGACUGGGCAGAGCUUCCGUGAGGCUGAUCUGGAGGAGGCGAUGGCUGCCUUCACUCAGGAAGAGAGCACCAGGGGAGAACCAGUCCUGCGCUCCCUCAAUCUCACUGGAACCAAGACCACUCUCCCUACAGUCAGCACCCUGAUUGCCAGCUGCCCUGCUCUCAGCUACCUCAACCUGUCGUCCUGUCGCCAUUUGCCACGGGGCAUGAAGAAGGUGUAUCGGGGUUACGAUGAAAUCCGCCGGUGUUUGCACCAGCUCCUAACUAGCUUGGAAGAGACAGCCAGACCAGGAAAUGCCACAUAGCUGAUGCCUCUCCAGGGAUCCUGUGAUACAAGUGCCAGUUCUGUCUCUCCUUGCCUGGCAAGCCAAGUUCUGGCUCGUUUCAGCAGCUGCACCUUUCCUGGAUGGAUCCUGCUCAUGGGCAGCGAAGAGACAGAUAGCCUCUCCCUGCACCACAGGGAGGAGAAAUAUUCCAGCUGCUAUAGCCUCGUAUUUUUUGUAACUUAUUUCUUUUGUCUUUUCUACUAUUUGUAGAUCCAGACUCUACCAGAAUAAAAAGGGUUUUGUUUCCUCA
Rhineura floridana is the source of this 2166-nucleotide messenger RNA. RefSeq names its product F-box and leucine rich repeat protein 6 (gene FBXL6). The transcript has 10 exons. Gene Ontology annotation, biological process: SCF-dependent proteasomal ubiquitin-dependent protein catabolic process. Gene Ontology annotation, cellular component: SCF ubiquitin ligase complex. NCBI's taxonomy places the organism in Eukaryota, Metazoa, Chordata, Lepidosauria, Squamata, Rhineuridae. Gene Ontology annotation, molecular function: protein binding. The record is from RefSeq and is a predicted model, not a curated record. Bases 156 to 1895 code for a protein of 579 amino acids.